AUGGCAAAGGACAAGAGCACCAAGAAGGCCGCCGCCCCCAAGGUCGAGACCACCAAGGUCAAGUCUGGCCGUGUCUCCAAGGCCGAGGCCCCCAAGGUCAACAGCAAGGACGUCGCAAAGAAGGUCGCCGACGCCACCAAGAAGUCCAAGAAGAGCAAGAAGGAGCCUACCCCCGAGCCCUCCAGCUCUUCCGACUCCGACGAGGAGAUGGACUCCGACAGCUCUUCCGACUCCGAGUCUGAGGCCGAGGCCAAGCCCGUCUCUAAGAAGGCCGCCAAGAAGGAGGAGUCCUCUGACUCUUCCGACUCUGACAGCUCUGAGGACGAGAAGCCCGCCGCUAAGGCCGUCGCCGCCGAGACUUCUGACUCUGACUCCGAUAGCAGCGACGACGAGUCUGACGCUAAGCCCGCAGCAAAGAAGGCCGACUCUUCCGACUCUGACAGCUCUGACUCCGAGUCUGAGGCUGAGAAGCCCGCUGCCAAGGCCGACUCUUCCGACUCCGACUCGUCCGACUCUGACUCCGACUCCGAGGAGGAGGUUAAGAAGGUUGAGGAGCCCAGCAAGAAGCGCAAGGCCGAGGAGGCUCCCGCUGCUGCCUCCAAGAAGGUCAAGGCCGAGGGCACCUUCGGCGAGCCUAGCAAGGUUCUCUUCGUCGGUGGUCUCUCAUGGAACGUCGAUGAGGACUGGCUCUCCAAGGAGUUCGAGGAGUUCUCUCCCGUCUCCGUCAGAGUCAUCACCCACGCCGACUCUGGUCGCUCCAAGGGUUUCUCAUAUGUCGAGUUCGCCGACAUCGAUGCCGCCACUGAGGCUCUCAACGCCAAGCACGGUACCGACCUUGAUGGCAGAACCCUCAAGUGCGACUUCAGCACUCCCAGAGACAACAGCAACCGCAGCUACGACAAGAACCAGGUCGGUGCUCGCGCCAACACCUUCGGCGACAAGCAGCAGGGUGCUCCUUCCACCACCCUCUUCGUUGGUAACGUUUCAUUCAACACUACCACCGACAGCCUUACUGGCUACUUCUCCGAGUUCGGUUCCAUCAACAGCAUCCGUCUCCCCACCGACCGCGAGACUGGCGCCCCUAAGGGCUUCGGUUACGUCGAGUUCGGCUCCGUUGACGAGGCCAAGGCUGCUCUUGAGGGCUUGAACGGCGCUGACGUCGAUGGCCGCAACAUCCGCCUGGACUUUGCUGCUCCCCGUGAUAACAACGGUGGCGGUGGUGGCUUCGGCGGUGGCCGUGGCGGCGGUGGUUUCGGUGGUGGCCGCGGUGGUGGUCGCGGUGGCUUCGGCGACCGUGGCGGCCGUGGUGGUGGUCGUGGCCGUGGCGGUUUCGGUGACCGUGGUGGUCGUGGUGGCCGCGGUGGUGGCCGUGGUGGCUCUACCAACCGUGGUGGCUUCGGUGACUUCCAGGGCAACCGCAUGUCUUGUAAGUAA
This is a messenger RNA of Aureobasidium pullulans EXF-150, 1434 nucleotides long. RefSeq names its product RNA-binding domain-containing protein. Gene Ontology annotation, molecular function: RNA binding. The coding region runs from base 1 to 1434 and encodes 477 amino acids. The record is from RefSeq and is a predicted model, not a curated record. NCBI's taxonomy places the organism in Eukaryota, Fungi, Ascomycota, Dothideomycetes, Dothideales, Saccotheciaceae. The transcript has 2 exons.